This is a messenger RNA of Neltuma alba, 1145 nucleotides long. RefSeq lists its product as uncharacterized. The coding region runs from base 75 to 920 and encodes 281 amino acids. The record is from RefSeq and is a predicted model, not a curated record. Lineage: Eukaryota; Viridiplantae; Streptophyta; Magnoliopsida; Fabales; Fabaceae. The transcript has a single exon.
UCAUACAAAUAUUUUGAUUCGGACCAGAAAGCUUAAACGGUCUCUUCAUUGGAAAGAACAUUACGACUGGAAAAAUGCAAGUGAUGAUUUCCAACAUGUCUUCGCCUCCACAUUUUGCUGAAUGUUACUCCAGCGCUCCCUCCAGCCCUCCAGAAUUCAUGACUUUUAUCGUGAUUUCGACUCCUUCUUCACCCUCAACGAUGCUCCAUCCGCUGCUUCUUCCAUCCAAAAAGCCGAACGAGGGUGACGAUGAUUUUGCGUUCUUUGUCAGUCAGGAAUCAGAUGCUGCGUCUCUCACCGCCGAGGAGCUGUUUGAUGGCGGCAUGAUCAAGCCCUUCAAGGGUGACAUGUUCCCGUGUCUUUCAAAAAGCCCGGUUGUGUCUAAUAGGGAUGAGAAAGGUGCUGACCAUGUCUUGUCUCAGAAAAAGAACAGAGAGCCACUAGAAGAGAGACGAGGAAGAGACAGAACGCCGGCGGGGUUGCUUCCGUCGAAUUCGGGUAGGAGAGGAGCCAGAUCCCACUCUCCUUACAGGGUCUCGCAGCAUACAUGGGGUGAAGAACAUGAACAGCGACGUCCACAGCAUCAACAUCAAGGCACGAGAGAGGAAUCUUCAUCGUCUUUCAAGAGCUCUAGGAAAUGGAAAUUAAGAGAUUUCUUGCUUUUCCGAAGCGCAUCCGAAGGGCAAGGCUCCAGCAAAGAUCCGCUGAGGAAAUACUCAGCUUUGUAUAAGAAACCUGAAGAUGCCAGGUCCUCGACCGACAGCCCCAGUGGGUCCUCAAGAAGGGGACCCAUUUCGCCCCAUGAAUUUCACUACGCCAUCAAGAAAGCCCAGUCCCAAGAUUUGAAGAAGAAAACUUUCUUGCCCUAUAAACAGGGCAUACUGGGCAGGCUUGCCGGAUUGGGAUCGCACAUUGGAUAAUUCAUCCUCUCCAAUCCCCCUCUAUAAACUUAUUCUCCUGCUUCUUCAAUUUCGCAUUAGGUCUUUCCUUUUUUUCCCCCCCGGCCUGGGUUCCUAGUCCGUGGUCCGAGUAGUCCAAAUUUUACUUUUAGAGUGGGUUUGAGAUUUGGUAAACUGGAUUUUUAUCCAUGCAAGUGUAAUUAUAUACAAGUAUAUAUGCACAGCAUUGAGCAUUUUACCUGCUAA